Molecule: messenger RNA, 1740 nt
Organism: Cervus elaphus (red deer)
Lineage: Eukaryota; Metazoa; Chordata; Mammalia; Artiodactyla; Cervidae
Gene: AZGP1
Product: alpha-2-glycoprotein 1, zinc-binding
Exons: 4
Coding region: 533-1498 (321 amino acids)
Biological process (GO): immune response
Cellular component (GO): external side of plasma membrane
Source: RefSeq, a predicted model, not a curated record
GCUUCUGGCUGUGCCCGCUUCCCUGAUGGAAAUGCUGGGGUUCCCCCAGGCAUAGAAGGCCGGGAGGCAGAGCUCUGGCAGAGCAGCGGGGGUUGGGUGGGGUGGGGUGGGGGCCGCACCCUGGCUGGGAUCUACCCAGUCCCAGGCUUUUCCAGCGGGGAGGGGUGAAGCGUGGCUUGGCAAUACCCAACCCCCCCUAUGAACCCCGGGGUGGGGAUGUCAGAAGAGGCUGGAAGGGUGACACGCCCCAGACGUCUGCCCCUCGCCUCACACACACCCAGCCCACUGGCAUUCUCCCACCCUGGGGUACCCAAGGCCCUGGUCCCCAGAUCAGCUGUCUCAGCUCUCGGUGUUCAGAUGGUCUGUAGACUCGCCGAGCACAGACCCACCCGCCUGGCCUGUGCACCCUCCUCUCUCUCUCAGCCCUUUCUGACGCCUCUCACUGGCCUGUGGAUUCCUGCCCCUCCCUGGCCCCACCCCGACCAGGCUCGGAGCCCAGCCAUUCCCAGAACUACACCUGGCUGUAUUCUCCAUGUUGUCUGCAGCAAGCUCCCAGGACCGGGGAAGUCCAGGACCUUCCAUCUGGACGGUCAGCACAAUGGUACCUGUCCUGCUGUCCCUGCUGCUGCUUCUGGGUCCUGCAGUCCCCAAGGAGACCCAGGCUGGGAAUUACUCUCUGAGCUUCCUCUACACGGGGCUGUCCAAGCCCCGGCAGGGCUCCCCCCGCUUCCAGGCCGUCGCCUACCUCAACGACCAGCCCUUCUUCCACUACAAUAGCGAAGGCAGGAGGGCCGAGCCCCUGGCCCCGUGGAGCCAGGUGGAAGGCAUGGAGGACUGGGAGAAGGAGAGCGCCCUUCAGAGGGCCAGGGAGGACAUCUUCAUGGAGACCCUGAGUGACAUCAUGGACUACUACAAGGACAGCGAAGGGUCUCACACCUUUCAGGGAGCAUUCGGCUGUGAGCUCCGGGAUAACGAGAUCAGUGGAGCGUUCUGGGUGUACGCUUAUGAUGGCCGGGACUUCAUCAAGUUCGACAAACAAAUCCCAGCCUGGGUCCCUCUGGACCCAGCAGCUCAGAACACCAAGCGCAAGUGGGAGGCAGAGGCCGUCUACGUGCAGCGGGCCAAGGCCUACCUGGAGGAGGAGUGCCCAGGGAUGCUGCGGAGAUACCUGCCCCACAGCAGGACCCACCUGGACCGCCAAGAGUCUCCCUCUGUGUCGGUCACCGGCCACGCGGCCCCAGGACACAAGAGGACACUCAAGUGCCUGGCCUACGACUUCUACCCGCGAAGCAUUGGGCUGCACUGGACUCGGGCCGGUGACACCCAGGAGAGUGAGUCAGGGGGCGAUGUGCUCCCCAGCGGCAACGGCACUUACCAGUCCUGGGUGGUGGUGGAGGUCCCCUCUGAGGACCCAGCCCCCUACUCCUGCCACGUGGAACACGGAAGCCUGGCCCGGCCCCUCACUGUCCUGUGGGACCCGCAGCAGCAAGCCCGGUAGUCACCCUUUCUGCGCAGUGAGAGAGGUGGGCACUACGAGCCACUGUCAACAUCGUGGGCCAGGCCCAGGGGACGGCGGUGGAUUCCGGGUGGUGGAUUCGAGAGGGAAGACUUGAAUGCCGAGCUCUGAGCCGACUCACGGCCAACCAGUCUUGCAAAAAACCCAUUAUGUAAUCUGCAAAAUCAAAUCAGCAUCAUCACCUUAUAGAAUGAUUAUUUUUAAACUGCAAAGUGCUGUAGAAA